AUGGACGCUUCACCGCGUUCUUCUCUUUCUUUUCCGCUCCACUCGACUGCUGACAUUCUCGCUUCUUCGCUCCAUUCAUCUGGCUUCUGUCCCUCGACACCAGGACUCAAAGACUUCGAGGAAAUCCCUCUCUUCUUUUCUCCUCCCUCGCCACUCUCGCACAAACCUCGAGACCCUCCGUCGCCCGCCCCGCCUCCCCCUUAUUCGUCCCCCUUUUCCUCUUCGCCUUCUUCCUCUUCGUCUUCUUCCUCUUCGUCUUCCUCCUCUUCGUCUUCUUUCUCUUCGUCUUCCUCCUCUGCGUCUUCCUCCUCUGCGUCUUCCUCCUCUGCGUCUUCCUCCUCUGCGUCUCCCUCCUCUUCGUCUUCUUUGCCCUGUUCUGCGCCUUUUGGACUUCCUCGGCGAGAUGAAGUUUUCUUCCCUGCUGCGGCCUCCACGGGCGGCUCCGAGAGGCGCGAAUGCGUCCGGGGAGACUUCGCCUCCGUCUCUUCGUCUCGCCUUCUCGGCCUCGAGGCGCGAGAAGUGCGGAGCGAAGGAGACAGUGGGGAUGUGACCAGCCGAGAGGAAAAGGACGAAAACAGAGCCUUUCGUCUCUCGCUUAUUGGUGCAGGACACGACUCCCUGGCCUCUGCACUCGCUUCUGCCCCGCAACCGUGGAAAAAUAUCCGGACUCUGAAUCUCCACUGCAACAAUCUGACAUCGCUCGCCGGCAUUGAGCAUCUCCAUCUCUUGGAGGAGUUGGUGGUGUCAGCGAACAACAUUUGUCGCCUUGAGGGGUUGGCGGGUCUGAAGAGACUUUGUUUGCUGGACGUCUCUGCGAAUACGCUGAGAGACGUUAGCGGCCUCGCGGGGCUUACAGCACUGGCCUCUCUGGCGCUCGCCUUCAAUCGAAUCUCCUCGCUCGACGGAUUCCAGCAUAUGUGGGGACCGCGUUAUCGCUUAGAGUCCGUCGAUUUGCGCGGGAACUGCCUAGGGGAUUUCCGGCAGCUACUCCACCUGGCGGGUUUGCACGGCCUGCGUCGUUUGCGCCUCGACGAAGAGGAAACGCGGAACGAGGCGCGAGGAGCCGAGAGACAGGGCGAGGAAGACGCGGAGGCUGCCCGGCACCUCUUGUCAGGCAACCGCAUUUGCCUCGCAAGGCGCUACCGAAAGUGCGUCUUGUUUUGCUGUCCCUCUCUGUCGCUCCUCGACGACAGAGAAGUGACGGAAGCGGAGAGAGGCCAGCUGCAAGGCGAAAACAAAGAGAUCCUAAGCGAAGAGAAGGAAGAGACAGAGGAGACAGCGGCGUGGAGCCCAAUCGACCUCGUCGCAGAGCAGGCUCAUCUGGAGCAGGCGCUGCAUCGCCUGUGUCGCACGACAGGACCAGCUCUGGAGCCCGACGCUCCUUUCGAGUCCAGUCGCGCUCACGGAGACGCCCUCGCCUGCUCUGGCCACGCCGGGUGUGGACCGGAGAGUUCGCGGUUCCCCGGCGAGUCUUCUGACGGCGAAUCUCCCUCCCUGCCAGGGCGUUCACGGAUGAAACGCGAGAAGCACUCCGGGCGGACACAAUCGGAAGAAGCGAGAAUCGCGUUUCGACGGUCGAUGCCUCUCCCCUGCAUGCGCCAAAAACAAAAGAAUCAACCAGAUGGGAAUGCAGAAAAGUCUGCCUCCGCUGGUUCUUCGUCCGUCUCUUCUUCCUCCGCCUCUUCGUCGUCUUCCUCCGCCUCUUCGUCGUCUUCCUCGUCUUUGUCGCGUUUGGGCUGUGACGCCACUCUGAGGCGCAUAGCAGAACCUAGGGGCAAGGGAGAGGCGGAGGAAGAAGACAGAGGAACAGCGGGUGAGACCGAAGCUUCGAACAAAGGUACGAAAGAGGCGCAGAAGGCGAGUUGCGAGCAAGAGCACGGGGCGGUUGACGCGGAGAGGGGAGACUUGAGGAUUCCUCGUCUUCCAUUUUUCCCUACAGGCCCAGAAAGUCUUCUUCGCGGUGUCGAGGCGCUCUCGGCUCCGCAUCUCCUGCCGCCAGAUCUCGUGCCUGCUUCUCUUGCUGGCUACCUCGCGUCUGUUCUCUUCGCUUCCGUCGCCCAGUGCCCCUCUUCUCUUCUCUCGAGCGCAAGCAAUUCUUCUGCUCAAGUGACAGCGCCUCAGCCUAAUUCCUCUUCUUCUUCCUCUUCUUCUUCGUCCAUCCCUCCAGGCGGUGGAGGAGGGUGGCAAGCCGCGUCCGACGACGGAUUCAGACGCUGUUUGGGGUCUCCGUUCCCGCCUCAAACGCUGUCUCUUCUCGCCCUUCUGUCUCUCUUCCAGCGCCGGGCUACCCGGAGCAGAAGCGGCCGAGCGCAACCGCGCUCUGCCUCCUCAGGCCCGGAGAUGAAUCACAGUUCGCGCCGUUCGCGAGAGAGACGAAGAGCCGUGAACUCCCGGAGGCGCCGAGACGGUGAGGGUGAAGAGACCAGCCCCGGCAGGGAGACCGACUCACUGAGAUAUGGCGAGUGCGUCUCUGGGCGAAGACCUCGCAUGCGAGUUGAGAAAAAAAGAGGCGACGCAGUUGCGGACACUGCCCGCGACAGGCAGGCAGAACGCGACGCAGCCUUGCUCGCAGGCCUCGCUCAGAUUGAAAUGGAACUGGGCAAGAAGGAGCAGGAGCGUAAGUUGCUGCAUCUCGCUCUCGAGGAGACGCAAGCCGCCCUGCGGCAAGCGAACGCUUCGCUUCUCCGCCUCGAAGCCGAGAGAGCGACGGGUGUGGAAGGUCCAGAUCCCGAGCUGCUGCCUGCCAAAGAAGGCCUCUCGCGUUCGGGAAAGCAGGCGCGUGAUGAAGCUGCCUCGCUGCUUCGCUGGAGCCUCAGAGGGUCGGCGCCGCUGAGGAGAGCGCGGAGGCAAGACAGGCGAACGUCGUCUGAGGGGAGAGAAUCUGGAGUCAAGUCGCGAACAGCGGUGAGGCACGCCUCCGCUCCUGGAAAGCACCCUCGAACCCGAGAUCGCUGGCCUUCUUGCGACAUCGACGUCGACUUUCUCCGACCAACUCAUCCGGCUUCGUCUAGCGGUCUUCCUCGCGACAACGAGUGCUCUGCGUCGUGGUCCCCCGAGGGGGGGUGGCUGUUUCUCGGCGUGGGAGGCGGAGGCGAGGAAGCACAGAGCACGCUUCUUCUGAAGCAGAGAGAAGACGCGUCUCCAGAAAAGGGCGAGCGGAGGAACCGCCGAGACAGGUGCGCAACGGUGGAUCGCAUGCAGCAAACGGAGGAGACAGGAAACAUCCGGCAGCAGUGGGAAGAGCGCCUUUCCGUCGCGGAGCAGACGUCGCGAGGCUUCUCGCUGCAGCUGCAGCGGCGAGAAGAAGUGGCGACGCUCGCGCAAGAGAAGCUGGAGGCGGAAAUCGCUGCGCUCCACGAGCGGCUCGGCGACAUGCAAGACAGACACGCGAGCCUGCAGUGUACGUACACCGCAGCGACGGCGCGGCUCGUGGAGGUCGAAGACCGCCUGAAGGCGAAAGAGAGAGAAGAAGCGGAGCGGAGUCGGAAAGAGAAGGAGGAGGCGGCGGAAAGGGUAGUUCUCGUGGAGCGUGUGGAGGCGCGCGCGAGCAAGGCAGAGGAAAAAGUGGAAGCUUUGGAGAAGGAGAACGACUCGCUGAAAGAGAGCCUCCGCGAGCUCCGGAGAGAAAUGGAGAAGGCGGCGGAUCGCGCAGAGAAACGAAUCCGAACCUUGACAGAGAAACACAAAACGGAGAGAGACGUGCAGGAACAGCAGUUCCGACGCCAACUGAGAAAAUUGGAAGACGCCUUCAAAGAUACGCUGCAGGACUGUCGCCGGGAGCAUCUUGCCGCGGAGGAUGCUUUCCGUGCAAGACUCCGCGAACGCGAGCGAGAAGAAGAAGAGACGCUGCAGUUGCUGCGCGAAGAAAAGCGGGCGAACGACGAUCAGGCUCAUCUCUUGCGGGCUGCCGCCAGACAGGAAGAAGAGGCGAAUCGCGCAAUCCAGAAGUUGGCCGACAAACUGGACGAGGCCUCUCGCGAGACGCAAGUGCUGCGCAGAGAAAAAGAGCGAGUUGCAGUUCUUCUCUCGCAGGCAGAAAUUCGCUCGGCGCGCGACGACGAAGAGUGCCGUCAAGCGCGGGCGCUGCUCCAGCAACUCCGGGCGGAUUUUCAGGCGUUUCGCGAGACGUGCGUCUCCCGGGAGCGAUUUGAAGCCUCGGAGAGAGAGCGGGAGACGCUGGCGAAGCGGCUGGCCAACGUGGCGGAGGCUGAGCGGCACGAGGAGACAGUCAAGGCGCUGCAGGAGGCUCGGGAGAAGGAGAAGAAGCUGACGGACGCGCUGAAGGAGGCGACGCUCACGCUGAGUGUGAAGGAGAAGAUGUUUCAGACGCAGGAGGAGCAACUCGACUCGCUGAGGAGUCAAGUGAAGACAAAAGAGGAAGCCGUCGAGGACUUGGCUGCGCGCCUGAAGAAAAAGGAGAAAGAGGCGGAUCGGAAGGUCCAAGAGUACUCCGACAGAGCCCGUGAGUGGCGGGCAAAGUACGAGGAAGAAGUCGGGCCAGUUCAACAGGCGUUGGUGGAGAGAGAAAAGGAGUACGAGGAGCUCCGCGGGGUGUAUCGGGAACUCCAGAAGAAGUUCUUCUCGCAGCAGGAGGCUCUCGAGUACGCCCAGGAGGAGUUGAAGGCACUGGCCGUCACAGUUGGAGAGAAGCACGAGCGCGACCGAGAAGAGCUGAGGCGAGCCUUGGAGAGUGAACACGAGGAUGAGAAACAGCGCCUCCGCGAGAGACUCGAAGUCGCACACGUCGCCAUCCAGAAACUGAGAGAAGAGGUGCGGGAGCGCGAGAGAGAAGGCGAGAAGAUGCGCGAAAAGUUGGAGGAAACCAAGAAGAAGAAGAAGGAGCGGGAUCUAGAAAUGCGCGUCCUGCUUGAACUCGAAGAAUCGAAGAAGGCACAAGCUGCGGAAACGGUGAAGCAGAUGACUGAUCUGCUCAGACAGCUCGACAACGAAUGCAGCGGCAAACGCGCGACCAGCAAAAACGGGGCGCGCCCAACUCUCUCGCCGUGA
Neospora caninum is the source of this 5007-nucleotide messenger RNA. RefSeq names its product putative Trichohyalin. The transcript has 8 exons. Lineage: Eukaryota; Apicomplexa; Conoidasida; Eucoccidiorida; Sarcocystidae. Bases 1 to 5007 code for a protein of 1668 amino acids. Gene Ontology annotation, molecular function: protein binding. The record is from RefSeq and is a predicted model, not a curated record.